Galeopterus variegatus (Sunda flying lemur) is the source of this 1533-nucleotide messenger RNA. RefSeq names its product interleukin 9 receptor (gene IL9R). The transcript is spliced from 10 exons. The record is from RefSeq and is a predicted model, not a curated record. Gene Ontology annotation, biological process: immunoglobulin mediated immune response; cytokine-mediated signaling pathway. The coding region runs from base 1 to 1533 and encodes 510 amino acids. Lineage: Eukaryota; Metazoa; Chordata; Mammalia; Dermoptera; Cynocephalidae. Gene Ontology annotation, molecular function: interleukin-9 receptor activity; interleukin-9 binding. Gene Ontology annotation, cellular component: external side of plasma membrane; membrane.
AUGAGGCUGAGGGGCUUUGCUGUGCACCCAGGGACAGUCGGGUGGCAAGCCACCUCCAGGUUGGGGUGCCUCACACUUGCGCUGGGACUGGGCAGAUGCAUUUGGGAACGUUGGAUCUUGGAGAACAAGGCCCUGACAGGAGACACGGGCAUGUGGCUCCUGAUCUGCACCUGUCUGUGCACCUGCGUCUGCCUGGGAGUCCCAGUCCCAGGGGAAGGAGAAGGGCUAAGGGCUGGGAGUUUCGUCUGCCUCACCAACUACGUCCUCAGGAUUGAUUGCCACUGGUCUGCUCCAGAGGUGGACCAGGGCUCUGGCCCCUGGCUCCUCUUUACCAGCAACCAGGCACCUGGCAGCAAGCACACGUGCGUGUUCCAGGGCAGCAUGUGCACCGUGGUGCUGCCGCCCGAGGAGAUGCUGGUGCCAUCCGACAACUUCACCAUCACCUUCCACCACUGUGUCUCUGGGAAGGAGCAGGUCAGCCUGGUGGACCCACAGUACCUGCCCCGGAGACAUGUUAAGCUGGACCCUCCCUGUGACUUGCAGAGCAAUCUCAGCUCUGGCUACUGUGUCCUGACCUGGAGCAUCAGCCCCGCCUUGGAACCGAUGAGCGCGCUGCUCAGCUAUGAGCUGGCCUUCAAGAGGCGGGCAGAGGCCUGGGAGUGGGCCCGGCACAAGGACCGCAUUAUUGGAGUGACCUGGCUCCUCCUUGAAGCCAUCGAGUUGGACCCUGGUACCAUAUAUGAGGCCAGGCUGCGUGUCCAGAUGGCCACGCUGGAGGACGGUGUGGCAGAGGAGGAGCGUUACGAGGGCCAGUGGAGCGAGUGGAGCCAGCCUGUGCACUUCCCAUCUCCCCAGGGACGAGGCCCCCCAAUCCCAUCCUGGGGACGGCCGGACAGCACCCUUGUUGCUGUGUCCAUCUUCCUCCUGCUGACCGGCCUGAGCUACAUCCUGUUCAAGGUGUCACCCAGGGUGAAGAGGAUCCUUUACCAGCACGUGCCCUCACCAGUGGCAUUCUUCCAGCCCCUCUACAGUGUGCACCAUGGGAACUUCCAGACCUGGACAGGGGCCCACAGAGCUGGUCUGCAGCUGAGCCAGGACAGUGUUGUCACCCUACAAGGAGCCUCGGAGCCCGGCGUCCAGGAGGCCAUCGCACUGCUCACCUACGGCCCGGUGCAUUACCAGCAAUCCUCAGGCCUGGGGGAAGAGGGCACCGGCCUCCCCGGGGCCCCAGGCUCCAAGGACAUGCUGCCAGCUGGGAGUGUGGAGUGUGGGGGACAGACUCCUGUCUACCUGCCACAGGAGAACUGGGCCCCUGCGUCCCCCACCAGACUGGGUGCCCCAGACUCAGAGGGCGGCAGCAGUGACUACUGUGCCUUGGGCUGCUAUGGAGAAUGCAGCCUCUCAGGCCUCCCAGGAAACACGCAGAGCCUUGGGCCCAUCCCAGCCUUGCCCUGUGGCCUUUCCUGUGACCUGCAGGGCCCAAACACCUGCCCGUGUGGGAGCUGUUCGCAGUCAGAGGCGUGGGCUACAUGA